Molecule: messenger RNA, 3462 nt
Organism: Perca fluviatilis (European perch)
Lineage: Eukaryota; Metazoa; Chordata; Actinopteri; Perciformes; Percidae
Gene: jph3a
Product: junctophilin 3a
Exons: 5
Coding region: 20-2638 (872 amino acids)
Biological process (GO): regulation of synaptic plasticity
Cellular component (GO): endoplasmic reticulum membrane; junctional membrane complex; plasma membrane
Source: RefSeq, a predicted model, not a curated record
GCCUAAACCUGUUUCAUGCAUGUCCACUGGAGGCAGGUUUGACUUUGAUGACGGGGGGUCGUACUGCGGGGGGUGGGAGCAGGGUAAGGCCCAUGGACGAGGGGUCUGCACGGGGCCCCAGGGUCAGGGCGAGUAUGCGGGCGCCUGGAGCCAUGGCUUUGAGGUCCUGGGCGUGUACACGUGGCCCAGCGGGAACAACUACCAGGGCACCUGGGCACAGGGCAAGCGGCAUGGGAUCGGAGUGGAGAGCAAGGGCCGCUGGGAGUACAGAGGGGAGUGGACGCAGGGGUUCAAAGGUCGCUACGGGCAGCUGGAGAGCACGGCGAGUGGGGCCCGGUACGAGGGGACGUGGAGCAACGGGCUGCAGGAUGGAUACGGCACUGAAACCUACUCCGAUGGAGGAACCUACCAAGGCCAGUGGCUGGCCGGGAUGCGUCAUGGCUAUGGCGUGCGGCAGAGUGUACCGUACGGCAUGGCGGCGGUCAUCCUCUUCCCUCUGCGAACAUCCAUAAACUCCCUCCGCUCCGAGCACAGCCACGGCCCUCCGGCUGUGCUGGAGGACGGCUCCGUCACCACGCCCACGGAUGGAGUGGUGGCUGGGCUGGCUGGGAGCCCUGUGGGGCGGGGUGGGUUCGCUCUCACGGCUCCCAGUGAAGCUGAGCGCCAGAGGAAGAGGAAAGGUCGCUUCCGGCAGUCCAUCCUGAGCGGCCUGAAGCUGCGCCGCUCUGAGUCCAAAAGCUCGCUGGCCAGUCAGCUCAGCAAGCAGAGCUCCUUCUGCAGCGAGGCCGGCAUGAGCACCGUCAGCUCUGCUGCAUCUGACAUCCACUCCAACGCCAGCGAGAGUGAACAGGGCGCCCCUGUGGACGCCACCGUCACUGAAAUGUACGCUGGCGAGUGGCGGAGCGACCAGAGGGCCGGCUGGGGUGUAAGCCGGCGCUCGGACGGCCUGCAUUAUGAAGGGGAAUGGGUGGGGAACAAGAGGCACGGGUAUGGAUGCACCACCUUCCCUGACGGCACCAAGGAGGAGGGGAAGUACAAGCAGAACACGUUGGUGAGCGGAAAACGCAAGAACCUGAUCCCACUGAGGGCCAGUAAGAUCAGAGAGAAGGUGGAUCGAGCUGUGGAAGCUGCGGAGAAGGCUGCAGACAUCUCCAAGCAGAAAGCAGAGAUCGCCAUGUCAAGGAUGAGCCACGCUCGUGGGAAGGCGGAGGCAGCUGAAGGCGUGGCGCAGAAGGCCAUGGAGGAGUGUCGACUGGCCCGGAUCGCUGCCAAAGAGCUCUCUCCCUCCUUUCACAUCUACGGCAACGGGCUCGAAUGUCAGAGGCCCAAGCACCAGGACGCCAAGGACAAAGACCACGAGGUGAUCUCGACAGGAACAGACAGUCCGGAGCUGUGCACGCCGGACACCACGCCGCCUGUGAUAACACCUGAUCUCAGCCCCGUGCUGAGCGUUCCCACCUCGACCCCCCACAGCCCGCCCAAACACGGCCAUCGCCCCAGAAAUGCUUGCUUCAUGCGCCAGAGCGCCGUGGACGAUCAGGGCGGGGCUGAGAUCCAGGUGCUGGUGGAGGGGCGGGGCAUGGAUCUGCCGAGGGGAGGGGCUAACAAUUGGACUGAUGACAUGUAUCCGGACCGCGGAGGCAGCAGCCGCUCCACCACACCCUCCCUUCUGGAGGAGACGGAGGGCCAAGUGAACGGCCACGAGCAAGCCCCUUUGUCCAACCACAAAACGCGGGAGAAAUCCUCGUCCAAUCACAAGUCCCGGGAGCACGCCUCCUCCUACAGAGCGUGGGAGCACUCCUCGUCCAACCAAAAGCCCUCCAAGCAAGCCUCUUCCAAUCACAAGUCAAGGGAGUACUCGUCCUCCAAUCACAAGACAUGGGAUCAUUCUUCCACCAAUCACAAGGCCUGCGAGCACGCCUCUUCCAACUACAAGCCGCAGGUGCACAUUUUAUCCAAUCACAAGGCCUUGGAACAUAACAUGUCCAAUCACAAGACUUCUGAGCAUGCUUCUUCCAAUCACAAGUCCCAAGAUUAUAUCCCCUCCAAUCACAAUUCAAAGGACCACGUCUCUUCUAGUUACAACCCUCGAGAGCAUGUCUACUCCAACCACCAUCCAAAGCAGCACAACCCCUCCAACCACAAGCUAAACGAGCAUUCUGUAAUCGACCAAAGGCUAGAUGCCGUCACCGGUGGGGGCUGGACAGCUGAAAGCACCCUUAGGUGGAGCCCUGCCCACUCGCGCCUCACGGAGCAGGACGAGGAGAGGAUGAAUGACUAUACGGUUGAUAUGAGGCUUCAGUGUCCGGACUCGCAGACAUCUCGGGGGCUGGGCCCAGAGUCCCCGGCCCCCAAAAACAACCGGCUGCGAUCCCGAGGCCUUCGGCCGGUCAGAGAGGGAUCCAUGGACUCCGUACAGAUGCUGGACAACCUGAAUGUGGGGGCAGAGCUGGAGGAGUGGCCGCUGCACAGGGACCUCACCCUCUCCCCACCCCUCAAGUCUCAGCCCAUCACUCUGGAGCAGGAAGGAGAGCAUCUCAUUCUCAAAUCAAACUCAGGCUCCAGCUCUAUCCUGGUGGUUAUGGUCAUUUUACUCAAUAUUGGAGUAGCCAUUCUUUUCAUUCACUUCUUUAUUUAAGCUUAUACAGGUAUGAUCUACUAAGACUUAUUGAUAACUACGGUAUAUUAUAUUAUUACUUACUGAGACGGACAUUCUGCCAACUCGACUGGAGCCCGCAGCUCGAGUGACGGACACAGCAGAGCCUUUCUAUUGUUGCUUCUGGUCUUUUCACCUCUGUUGAAGCCCGUUUCAGUUUUCUCUGAAAGCACCGUUUCCUUUUCAAAUGCUUAUUUUGAGCUUGCAAACCAUAGAAAAGAAAGUAAGAAAGUUUAAAAAAAAGAAAAGAAGAAAAAAAGUGCAGCUUUAAACUAGCGUGGUGUAUCGGGACACACGUGCAUGGGUGUCCAUCGGUUAAUGUGCAAUGGACUGGAGAUGGCACAGGCAGUUUUGCCCAUUUUUCCAUCACUUAAGACAAGAAUAUAGCAACCGCUGUUUCCUGGUUAUCGUGAGAAACAUGCAAACCAAGAUCAUGACACACUCCGUCCUAAAACCCCACAGACAAUUACCCUUUUUGCCUUUUAACCCUUUCCCCCCUGUUGCCCUGCCAUCCACAAAUCUCUAUAACCCACCUAUUCGCACUAUGCGCUACAUACAGAACUAUGCUGCAACAGUAGAUCCAUUUUAAAGGGCUCCGUCAUUAUUCUUUUCUUUUUUUUCCACUACGAACUAUACACGCAACCAUUGCAUGAGGCUGUGUGGGGGUUUUAAAAAGUGCAUUUUAUAUCCCUUUAACAUCACUGUCCUGUCCCCAUUUGUACGCUCUCCAUCCCCUGGUAGUCACUUCCAGAGAUUUUUUUUGGGGAAAAAAAAAAAUCAGCCGCCACGCCAGCUCACGUGUCCAG